CAACCGAAGACAUGGAGAAAGGACCGUUUUCUAGCCGAUCACAGUGACAAGCUUGUGCAACAACCCAGAACUGAAGAGAUUCAUUCGAAAGGUUACAAAAUUGUGGAUGAGGAAGCUCAGUUUCGCCUAAGCACUGUCCACAACAUGGCAGCCGAUCCCAAGACAUCUAAGGUGAAUUUGGUGAACGCACUAUAUCCAGAAGGCGAUCACUUCUUCGUUGUCUGCACCACAGGCGAUUCACUCUACUCUGCACCGAGAACCUCGAUAUUUUGCUCUCAACAUCGUUCAACCAUACCUGUUAUGUAUUUGGCCUUUAACACCUUUCUCCGCGACUGUAGUUAG
This is a messenger RNA of Ostertagia ostertagi, 342 nucleotides long. Lineage: Eukaryota; Metazoa; Nematoda; Chromadorea; Rhabditida; Trichostrongylidae. The record is from the annotation of a GenBank genome assembly.